AUGUUUAUCACAAAUCCAGAGGAUGUACCCUUCAAAUACGAUGUGUACCAUCUUGCUAAGGCUGUGCGUGCUGCCCCUCUGAGUCAGGGACCAAACAUGCCUUGGCUGCCAUAUUCAAAUAACAUUGAAGAGAAUAUCAUGGUUCCAACUGUAGUUUACAACUCACUUACUUGUUUUCUGAGUGAGGGUGGUGAAGGAGAAGAAAAGAAAGAGAAGGUGAAUGCAAAGGGGCAUUGUCAGCGACUUGAUCUUUCCCUUGCUCAAGACCUCUUGAACUAUGUACGAAACGGAAUGCAGAAAACAUCAGAGCAUGUUUCCUUACCCCUAGCAUUGAAAAACCUAACCAGUUCAAAAGAGGUCAUUACUCUGUUGAACAGGUAUGGUCAUGGAAUUUUAUAUGA
Pocillopora meandrina is the source of this 401-nucleotide messenger RNA. The record is from the annotation of a GenBank genome assembly. Lineage: Eukaryota; Metazoa; Cnidaria; Anthozoa; Scleractinia; Pocilloporidae.